AUGCAUACAUAUCAGCAAAACUCCAUAAAGCUCAUUGCAGGAAACUCGCACAUUCAGUUAUGUGAAAAAGUAGCAGCCAAGUUAAGCAUUGACAUUGCCCGUGUGGGUGCAUUUCAAUACACAAAUACUGAAACAGCUGUUGCUAUUGGUGAAUCCGUUCGUGACGAAGAUGUCUACAUUUUGCAAACUGGGUGUGGUGAAACCGAAAUCAAUGAUUUUGUAAUGGAGUUGUUAUUCAUGAUCAAUGCAUGCCGUGUUGCUAGUGCCAGACGAAUCACUGCUGUUAUUCCAAGCUUUCCCUAUGCUCGACAAGAUAAAAAAGAUAAAUCGAGGGCUCCGAUAACCGCCAAAUUGAUUGCUAAUUUGUUACAAACUGCCGGUUGUAAUCACGUCAUUACUAUGGAUUUGCAUGCGAGUCAAAUACAAGGGUUCUUUAGCAUACCAGUUGACAACUUGUACGCUGAACCUAGUGUGUUGCGCUACAUCAGAGAAAAAUACAACAAAAAUGAUAUAAUCAUGGUUAGUCCUGAUGCUGGUGGGGCAAAACGAGUGGCUAGUUUAGCUGACAAAUUGGAUAUCCAAUUUGCUUUGAUUCAUAAAGAGCGUCAAAAAGCCAACGAAAUCUCAAGAAUGGUUUUAGUUGGUGAUGUCACUGAUAAAAUAUGUAUUCUUGUUGACGACAUCGCAGAUACUUGUGGAACACUAUGCAAAGCAGCUGAUGUUUUGUUGGAGAAUAAUGCCCAAAAAGUUGUUUGUAUGGUUACUCAUGCAAUACUUUCAAAAAAUGCCAUUGAAAAGUUGAACAAUUCGAAAAUUGAUAAGUUGGUUUGUACAAACUCGUUGCCUAUACAAGAAAAAUUGGACAAAUGCUCCAAGAUGGAGACGUUGGAUAUCAGUGCUACAUUGGCAGAAGCUAUCAGAAGACUACAUAAUGGAGAAAGCGUUAGUUACUUGUUUAACCAUGUACCGGAAUAG
Molecule: messenger RNA, 975 nt
Organism: Lodderomyces parapsilosis
Lineage: Eukaryota; Fungi; Ascomycota; Pichiomycetes; Serinales; Debaryomycetaceae
Product: ribose phosphate diphosphokinase subunit
Exons: 1
Coding region: 1-975 (324 amino acids)
Biological process (GO): ribonucleoside monophosphate biosynthetic process; purine nucleotide biosynthetic process; 5-phosphoribose 1-diphosphate biosynthetic process
Cellular component (GO): cytoplasm; ribose phosphate diphosphokinase complex
Molecular function (GO): ribose phosphate diphosphokinase activity; magnesium ion binding
Source: RefSeq, a predicted model, not a curated record